Micropterus salmoides (largemouth bass) is the source of this 4725-nucleotide messenger RNA. RefSeq names its product osteoclast stimulatory transmembrane protein. The record is from RefSeq and is a predicted model, not a curated record. Bases 1876 to 3258 code for a protein of 460 amino acids. Lineage: Eukaryota; Metazoa; Chordata; Actinopteri; Centrarchiformes; Centrarchidae. The transcript is spliced from 3 exons. Gene Ontology annotation, cellular component: membrane.
AGUUGUUGUCCAUGUGUGGCCCUGCGAUGGACUGGCGACCUGUCCAGGGUGUACCCUGCCUUUCGCCUGAUGUCAGCUGGGAUUGGCUCCAGCCCCCAUGCAGGAUAAGCGGUUGACGAUGGCUGAUUAAAGUUGACUAUGGUGUGCCAAAAUGUAAUAUCAAUUGCUCAGAUAAGGUUGUGUGUAAAGCUCCUUUUUUUGAAAGGAUGUAGCUUAUUAAAAUAAACAUGAGAGUAGCUUCUUAUUGUAAAUAAUGAAAGUGCUGCAUGGGUGUAAAAAAAUUGUAAAGAUAACUGACUUUUCAGAAACACCAUUUAUAAAAAGCUGUAAAUACUGUAAUACAGAGUAAAAAAUUAUCUGCAAAAAAGAAACAAGAGCAAAGAACAAAUUAUUUUGUCUAAAAAAAAAAAAAUCCACAACUAAGGCAAAAGGAUUAAAACUUUAUGUAGGCCUAUAUCAUUGUUGUGCACUUUUGGAUUGUUUGUUUUGCAUCUACAUUUCCUCAGAACUGUGAUUGGAUUUAUGUUCAUGAAAUGCACACAAUCAUUGAUUAGCCACUUGUAUGUCCAACCUAAUUAGAUUAUUAUGAUUAAGUAAUCAUAGUGCAACCAGUUUUAAUAGCUGAUAUAUUUACAACCUAACUAGUCUCUAGUUUCAACUUUACACCCUAAAUUAGGAGAGAACAUACAUAUCUGGUACAACCCAGUGUAGUUACUUGGAAUGCUGUUGGCUAUUGUCAACACAUUGUCACGGAUUUGUGUGGUGAAGCAGGUUGGAGGACCCAAAUGCAGGACGCAAGGCAAAGGAGGUACAGUUCAAGGGGUUUUAAUAAACAAAGAAAGGCGAGCACACUUACAAACUGAGUGGCUGAUGACCAAAAACAAAGGUUGUCCAACAGAAAUUCAAUAACGAGCAGGGAAACACGACAAGUGAGGCUGAUGACACGAGAACACACUGCAACACAGGGUAACAACAUGCAAUGACCCAACAUUCACUGGGGUAACAGACAUGACAAGGGUUACCGAACACUAGACAACAGACAAAACAGACCCCCAAAACCCAACAGACUAAAAUAACGCUAACUAAACACAAAAGUGCAAAACACGGCAUGGCAGACAGGCAGAUUGUGACACACAUAAGCAGACAGCUAGUGUCUGUAAGCUAUUCUUCUGUUUAUGUAAGUUUUUAAUAUUUCACAUUUGCUUUGGCAAUGUAAACGUCUGUUUAGCAUAGCAUAAAGCCCAACUGAAUUGAACUGGAAUAGUAACUAGCUUGGUUUGGCUGUUUGCGGAGUAAAGAAAAGAUGGCUGUUGUGUGUACUUGUUCGUGUUCUGAAACAAGAAAACAUAGGAGGCAACUGUUUUUUCCCCAUUAGUUACUUAGGUGGAAAAUGUGCCUCAGUCAACAGUUUUAUAUUCGUGUGACAAACUGGAGGAAAGUGUAGACAACAGGAAACAGCAAAAAAGCUAGAUUUCCCCCCUUCAUCUACUUAAGCAUUGUAGUGUCAAGCUCAUAGGUCAAGCUGGAGGAGGAUUUGAAUAAAUUAUGUGUGAUCGCACUGGCAUCAACAUAACUUAGUGUGUGAGCUGAGUGAAACAAAUAUUACUAAUUACACUCUUAAACUGCAUUUUUGGUUAGAGUGACCAGUGUCACAUUAGGUGUGUGUGACUGCUUCAUGCCUCUGCAUAUGAUUUUGUGUCAUGUAUGGUUUACAUAGGGAACAGAUAACUUUUUCCCUCGUGGGAACUUGUUGACAACCCACAAACACCAACAUGACAGUGACUGUUCAGAGAAGUUCCUCUUUUAACCUUCACAGUCCUCCUUCACACACUUCCCACUCCUGCUUUUCCUUAAACUCAUAAUUUCACAGAGAGAAUGAAGUUCAUCACAGAUAAUAUUAUAACUCCUAUCAGGAGCAGAACAAGAUCUUGCAGACAGGCUCUAAAAUCUGUCCUGCUUUAUCUCUGGGAUGUUUACUCUGCACCUACAACUGUUGGCAGAGAUGUCCUGACUCUACUGUCUCUCUGUUUCAUGCUCUCAAUCAUCACUGGUGGACUGCUUCAUCACUGGCUGUCAAAUAUUCUGAAAUACAACCACCAAGCGUCUGUUCAGACCACCUGCAUCUACAGCGUUGCUAUGUUUCUUGUCUCGUUCCUGUGUCAUCCUCUGCGCUGUGUGCUGACCAUGAUUCUGCCCACAGUCUGCACCAAACAGGGACGUAAACUCCUCAUCUCAGCCUCUGUCAUGAUUUUAGUUUUGAACGUCGUCCCUAAUAUUACCGUUAACGUAGGGGUCGUCGCACGCAUCCUGAAGUGCACCGCUGAGGGCUUCACAAAGACUUUAUUAAACUCAUCCGAACCUUUGAACCAAGCAAAGCGAGACCUUGUUGAGGAAACCAUCAAAGUCAAGAGGGAAGACUUGAGCAUUGUCACUAACUUGAGGAAAUUAGAUCAUUUCACACAUGUUGAUGUGUCAGAAGUCAAAAGCAGAUUUACUAAGAUGAUUGGGCAGAUAGAGGUCAACUUUUCACAUGCCAGGAAUCUGCUAAAAGAAUAUAAACUGCUGUCAAACCGAAUCCUUGCUGCCAUUUUUGUUGCUUUACUAAUCUUUGAAUCUGCACGCUACUUGAAAUCUUAUCUGACAUCAGUCAAGUUUGAUAAUGGCUAUGUCUCCAAAGAGUGCCUCCAAAAAGCAACUCAUGCUGGUAACAAAAGGCUAGCUAAAAAUAAAACCUAUCCCACAAGCUGCAAAAUAACAAGUCAGGAAUGUGCCUCCAGUUUCAUAGCACUAGUUGUAGUAACAUUAUAUUUCAUUGCAAUAGCUUUAAUAGUAGCUUUGGAUCAUGUUGUGUAUCAUGUCGUUCAGGUGAUUGUGCCGUGGCUACUGGACUUCCCACCGACAUCUGCCAGCAUUAGUGUCAGUUAUAAGGUCCAGUGGUUCCCCCCUGCUUUUUGUAUUAUCCCACAAUCCUGUGUCACACGGGAGCUCACAAACUUCCACAGGGAUUACAAGUGGACCUUCAACCCCGAGCCAUCGCUCUGUGAUGUGACAACUUCAAGCCCGAACCUGGGAGUCACACUCUUGCUGGGAUGUCUCUGGCUGAUGAGCUACACUCUGGUGUUCCUCGAGGUGUACGCCAGACGGCUGCGCAGGAAAAUCUCUGCAUCCUUUUUCAGAAAGCAAGAGGAGAGGAGGAUGGCUUACUUGAUUAAGAAAAUUCAAGAGAAGCAGACUAAAAAAAGAGCCCUUUUCCGUUGAGUUAUCCCGUUGGUGAACUUUCACUGUUGUUUCACAAUGCUUGUCUUAGUUUUCUGUUGAUGUUUUUAGCCAUGCUAGCAGAGUGGCUGUAAGGAUUGCAAUGAUGGUCUGUUCAGACAGACAGAAAUAUUUCAACAACUGUUAAGUUGGAUUGCCUUGAAAGGUUGUACAGACAUUUAUGGUGCCUGGAGGAUGAACUCUACUGACUUUGUUGAUCCCCUGACUUUCCCUCUAGGGCCAUCAUGAGUUUCACAUUUAGGUUGUUAGGGAAAUCUUUCAACAAAUUUUGUAUGAAUUGCCAUGAAGUAUUCACAUUGCACUCAGGAUGAAAUGUACUAACUUCAGUUUUAUUAAUCAGGUGAAAAUGUUUAUUGUUAAUUAUUCAAUAGCCUACUUUAUUAGUGGUUAGUUUAUGACCAAAUACCUGCAAAACCAAUCACAUUUCCUUCAGUUGUACUUUGUGUUUAGUGCUGAUCAGCAAAUGUUUGCAUGCUAACACGCUAAAAUAAGAUGGUGAACAUGGUCAAGAUUCUGCAAGUACAGCCUCACAGGGCUGCUACAGCAUGGCUGAAGAGUCUCAGGCUUGUUUUUGUGUUCAGGUUUGCAUCGUAUCAAUCAGUGUGCUUGUGCUGAGUUCCUGUUUUAGCAAAACAUAAGCUGAAGACAGAGCAUCCUGUGUAUGAGUUACUGUAACAAGACCUUUUCCUGCACAAGCGUGUCACCACUCGAGAUCAUCCUCUUCACACUUAAAGCUGAUGUGGUUUUAAAGACGUACCAUCAAACAUGCUCAAUCUGCACCCACUCUGUAUGUUUGACAGGGAAAAAAAAGGUGUUUUUUUCACACAAAGGUCACAAAGCAAGUGUGUAUAUUUUUUUGUGUCUACAAUAUUGUUUUUCCUCCCUUGUGUGGUUCAGUAUAAAUGUGUCAUUUCUUGUGGGGCGGAUUUUACCCCUCAGCCCCACUAGAUGCCACUAUGAGGCUUUGGACAGAUGCGGACAGAGAAUAAUGAAGUCAGGAAAUGAACAGAAGUAGAUUGGAUCUUUUUUGAAUAUUGUAUUGGCCUAGAUAACUUUAAUAGAUUAAAUAAAUCUGUUUCAUACACACAUCCACAUAAUAAGUGUGCCCUUACAAAAAAAAAUAAAAAAAUCACUUCUGUUUUCUGAAAAAGUCCUUUGCAUGUCAUCAGUACACUCCUACCAAAACACUCCCAUGAGGCUUCGGGAGUUUAUAUUAAGACAUCAUCCGAGAAUAAUAAUAGAAUACCUCAUUAUCAUCUAUUUAUAACCGUGACUUUUUGUCCACUUCAUGAUUGUCUCAAAAUUCAGCAGCCUGUGUAAAGAUGAUGCCUUAUAGUUGGUCCAGAAAAGAUGAAUUAUUCAUAUUUUCUGUUACUUUGAAUUCUCUGCUGCUUACUCUGUGUGUGUGUGUGUGUGUGUGUGUGUGUGUGUGUGUGUGUGUGUGUGUGU